Molecule: messenger RNA, 1207 nt
Organism: Lactuca virosa
Lineage: Eukaryota; Viridiplantae; Streptophyta; Magnoliopsida; Asterales; Asteraceae
Source: the annotation of a GenBank genome assembly
AGAGUUUUAACUUUUACGCAAAAUAUGCAAUUGAUAGAGCAACGACUACACAGCCAUGUUGUAGACAUUGAGUAACAAACAACAACCGGAAUAAGUUGACAAGUUUGAAGCGGUUGAUAUGGUUGACAAUGGCACCGCCACCCACCCCGUCGCGAUUGACUCACCGCUACUCAACAACUUCGUCGACGGCGCUGUCGACUACAGAGGGCGUCCGGUUCUCAGAUCCAAAUCCGGUUGCUGGCGAUCUGCAUAUUUUAUCAUCGGCGUUGAAGUGGCGGAGAGAUUUGCAUAUUAUGGCGUCAGUUCAAAUUUAAUCACAUACUUGACCGGUCCCUUGGGGCAAUCGACGGCUACGGCGGCGGAGAAUGUCAACGCCUGGUCUGGAACGGCGUCGCUUCUUCCUCUCCUUGGCGCUUUCAUUGCUGAUGCUUUUCUCGGCCGAUACCUAACGAUCAUCAUUGCUUCUCUGCUAUAUGUUCUGGCGCUUGCGUUUCUGGCUUUUUCCACUUUGAUUCCUUCCAAUUGUGAAACCGCCAAUGGUGCCUCACCAUGUUCUCCUCAACUCCAAGUCAUCCUGUUCUUCAUCUCACUAUACCUUGUCGCAAUUGCCCAAGGUGGCCACAAACCCUGUGUUCUAGCUUUCGGGGCUGACCAAUUUGAUGCAGACAAUCCACAAGAACGCAAAGCCAAAAGCUCAUUUUUCAAUUGGUGGUAUUUUGGAUUGUGCGCUGGUCCAGCUGUGGGAAUCUUUGUUGUUAGUUACAUUCAAGACAAUCUUAGCUGGGGUCUCGGAUUUGGGAUUCCUUGCAUCAUCAUGGCUUUUGCCCUCGUCAUAUUCUUGAUUGGAACCGUCACUUAUCGAUUUGGAGAGAAAACCGAGGAGAAAAGUGCUUUUCUCAGAAUUGGCCACGUGUUUGUUAAAGCAGCUAGGAAUUGGAACACUACACCUUCAAGAAUAUCAUCGGAAGAGGAAGCUUCUGGAAUCUUGCCUCAUCAAGAUUCUCAACAAUUCAGAUUUCUGGACAAAGCUUUGUUUAAGGGAUCAAAUGAAGAUGGAACUGUUUGUAAUAUUGAUGAAGUGGAAGAAGCGAAGGCAGUUCUUAGACUAGCUCCAAUAUGGGUCAAUCGGGUCAAAUUUCAAGAUUCCAGCCGCCACACUACAAUCUUUCAUCGGUCUCUCGGUUAUGAUUCUAAUUCCCAUCUAUGA